Pelodiscus sinensis (Chinese soft-shelled turtle) is the source of this 6482-nucleotide messenger RNA. It is a transcript of the gene LRRC70, whose product is annotated as leucine rich repeat containing 70. Gene Ontology annotation, cellular component: extracellular matrix. Lineage: Eukaryota; Metazoa; Chordata; Testudines; Trionychidae. The record is from RefSeq and is a predicted model, not a curated record. Gene Ontology annotation, molecular function: protein binding.
ACUAAUCUGAAAAGUUUCAAAAUACAUCUAUAUCUGAGUUGUGAAGAGUAUGUAUUAAGGUUAUAACAACCAACAAGAAUGCAGUUUUAUGUAGAAAAUCAUGAUUAAAUCAAGUCUUCCUGACUAGUGAUUGAAAGCAUGCUUUAAAUUAUGCUUUAAAUAAAUUUGAUUUAUAUCAAAUCCACCCUGGUUACAAAUACUAACCAGAUCUGACUUUACUUAUGAUGAGAUUACAGCCAAAGUCCCCCUUUAUAGAUCUCAGUAGUUUCUAAUUUGGCAAUGGUAUGUUAAUUAUUUUGUUUGCAUUAGGAGCAACUUAUUUCUGCAGUCAAAUUAUGUGAAUGCUUAAAAUGUUUUUAUUUUCUGCUCGAGUAUAUGCUUUUACAUUUAUGAUGUGUAUUAUCACAAUAAAUAUGUUUUAUCCUGUAAUGUUUAGACAUACAACUCUUAGUGCACCACCAGUUUUUAAAAGUUAAGCAUAUAGGGACUGUAAUAGCUAUGCACUCCAACAAAUGAAUUUAAUUCUGCAUUUUCUAGAAAUAAAUAGCUGAGAUUUCCUUUCCAACAAUACUUUAGAAGCACAGAUAAAAUGAUUUCCUGUCUCACUAUUUCCUGUAUCCAUGGUAACCUCUCUUUAGCCACUGGCUGUGGAAGAGCCUAUGGGUAGAAUGUUUCCUGAGUAAACAGUUGCAGAAGCAAGCACUCUAAUAAACCAGAAUAUUGCUAAGAAAAGUCUUACAGCAAGUCUAAAAAGUAAACUUUCAAGUCCAGUGAACUGCAUCACAAGCCAACUGUGCUAAUAUGAAUUUGUGGUUUGGGCUAAGUCAGAGAUGACUGGGAAAACCAAAGACAGGGAUGUGUAUGGACUUCAAAAUUCUGUACCCUGCACAAGAAUAUUCCUGCAUAUUCUUAACUGUUUUCUUUUGUUGCUGCUCCAGAAAGAGGUACUUGGCUGUCCAUCCGUCUGCCAGCUCUGCACUGGGAAACAAGUUAAAUGUCGUAACUUAGGUCUUUCAAGCAUUCCAAAGAACUUUCCAAAAAGUACAGUUCUCAUAUACCUCAGUGGAAAUAAUAUAUCACAUGUAAUUCCUAAUGAAUUAACAGGUCUUCAGAAGCUUGCUGUGCUCUAUUUGGAUAAUUCCAGCAUUUCAUAUGUGCAUCCAAAGGCUUUUGUUGAACUUAAUACACUGUGCUACUUACAUCUAAAUAAUAAUAACAUAAAACGUUUGGAUCCAGGAAUAUUUGAAGGGCUUUCAGAUCUUCAUUGGUUAUAUCUUCAGAAUAAUCAAAUAUCUUUUGUUCCUAGAGGAUUAUUUAGUGGUCUGAUUUCAGUUCGCUAUUUAACUUUUGAAAGGAAUCGCCUCAGUAUCCUUGGAAGUGGCACUUUCUUGGGAAUGAUUAGUCUUCAGACACUUAAUCUAGCCAGCAAUAAGAUUUCACGGAUCUCAGAUACUGCAUUUCAUCACCUUGGGAACCUUGUGUAUUUGUACCUUGAUGCUAAUAAUUUAACACAUGUACCAUCAAAGGCCAUUGGAAUACUUAAAAAUCUAGAAAGACUUUCCUUGUCUCAUAAUCCUCUUGGGUCAGUACAUCCUUUUGCAUUUAAAGGACUUGACAGGCUUGAAUAUCUGUCUUUGAAGAGUGCAAAACUAAAAAGCAUUUUCAUGAAUGGUUUUGUUGGACUAAAUAACCUUAAAAAGUUAAUUUUAAGUGAUAAUGAUUUAGAACAUAUAAAUUCUAACACUUUUACUUGGUUGCAUAAUAUAAUGUACCUGCAACUAGACAAGAAUAAAAUAGUUAGUAUUGGUGAUAAUACAUUUGAAAAAAUAGGUUCUUCUUUGAAGAUUCUAAAUCUAGCAUCUAAUAAUCUUACCAGUUUGCAGCCGAAAGUGCUCAAGCCUUUGGUUUCAUUAACUCAUCUACAGGCAAACAACAACCCUUGGAACUGUAGCUGCAAAUUGUUUGGGCUUCGUAAUUGGCUAGCAUUAUCAUCAGUCUCUGUCAAAAUCCAUUGUCAAAGUCCCCCAAGUAUGCGUGGUAGACCUUUGCAUUUUGUUAAAUGGACUGAAUUUACAGACUGUGCUAUAAUUACCAUUAAUCCAGAGACAACCUGGAAUGUAACAUCUGUGAGUAUCCAAAACAGCACCACCGCGUUAGUGAUGACAUGGCAUAUAGAAACUACAUAUGAUACACUUGUACAUUUGGAAAAUGCUAGUACUAAACAUGUUACUUUUUGGGAGAGAGCUCAGACCCCAUCUUCUAGUCAAUUUCUUUAUGAAGAACAUGCUGCUGGGACUCCAUCAGAAGCAACAACAGAGUUAUCAGUAUUAGCCAUGCAAACAGCUGCCCAGAUUAUGCCAGUUAACUUGACCAUAGGGCAGAAAAGCAUAUUUCCACCAGAUUCUGCAUCUGUAUCCUUAAAAACAUCUCUAAUCUGCACACAGCAGGUGGAGAAACUGAAACAGGCAUUUGACAUUUUACUAGCCUUUUUCAUUUUGGCUUGUGCUGUGAUCCUAUUUCUAAUCUGUAAAAUCAUCCAGUUUAGACAAAAGCUGAAAAUGCAGGGAAACUCAGCGGACAAGGGACUAGCAUACUGCAGUUUUUACCAGGCUGGCAGAUACAAUGUAACUGACCCAGUUCAGGCCCUACCUCAAAAUCCAAUGAGGAAUUCAGAAUUGGACCAAAUUAGGCUUAUCAAACAAACAAUGCCUGAAAGUCAGGCACAGGUCAUCCUAUUUGAACAUUCAGCGUUGUAACUUACUCAGCUACACUUUUGAUGAUGAAUUUAUUAAGGUUUGAAAUAAGAAAUCAAAUGCAUUAAGUUCUCUUAAAAAAGUUGAUAUUUCUCUGCUACGUCAACAGAUUGGUGGUUUUGUGGAAAAUGGUAUAAUUUGAAAUUGAUAUAAUGAUUAUUACUGAAGAUUUGUCACUACAUUUCUUAACUUUUAACAGCUAUAUUGUAAUUGAAUGUUAAGCCUGUAUUGUGGACGAAUCUCAUUCUACUCUGUCCCCGUUUAAGGAAAGUCUUCAGUCAUAACUCCUGCAACUAAAAAUGAGUGUUCUCCCUAUGUGAGAAACUAAAACUGUGUCUUUAAAUGGUUUUGUUCUUUUCAAAUAUGUAUUAUUAUUAAAUUAUUCACAGCAGCAACAUAAAACAGCUUGUAAAUGAGUAAGUAAAACUGAUGGUGAUUGUUGUUAGCAUUAUGAAGCUGAAAUAUUUGUGAGAGAAAGUGGUCUUCUUAGAGAGAGCCUCUUAAUAUGUGAAUAGUAAUUCAUAAAGAAAUGGAGCAGAAAACAAAAUUAAUGAGCAUUCCUUUUCAUUUAACAUGGGUUACGAUAAAUCUGAGAAACAGGCAAAACAACUAUAAUAAACUGUAUAUUAUUUGUACAUAAAUGAAAAAAUAUAUGUUGCUCGGAGACUAAUUGUUACAGAGUGUAUAGUAUGUACAUUAAAACAAUAUAUACAAUAUAAUUCAUUAUCCAUAUUCUCUAUACAAAAAUCAUAGUCAUCCUAAGCCACAGUGUCCCCUCCCCUAUUAGUUAAUAGCAUUUAUCCAAAUGCCCUGUUACUCAAAAGUUUUGCCUAUCCCACAGGCAUAGGCAGCACUUGGCUAAGGCUAGAGAAGGUUCAGCCUCCCUAAAUCUAUAUCUGACCUCAGUGAUAUAGCCAUGAGUAGGCUGUGUAAGUCUUAUUACCCAGACUCAUGCAAAUCUGAGCACUAGCCACAGACUAAUUCCCCAUGUACAUGACGGGUUGUGAAAGGGUCUCAGAACUAGAUUUUUUUUUUCAAGAUUGAACCAGGUGGCCAAGGGGCACAGUCUUUUAUUACAGCUGCUAGUGCUUCAUACCAUUCUACUCAUCUCUGCUUCCCAGGUAAUACAGGCUCUGAUUGUUUGGCAAUUGAAGCCAAUCAGGUUUUGGCCAGAACCCUCACCCAGCAAUGGAUGAGGGCAGGACAUACCUCCAUCAAUAGGAAAUGAAGUAACCUUUCCGCUACCCACCCACAGCCAUGGAUGGGUUUGAGGCAUGCCUCUACCAAUGGGGAGGCAGUAACCAGACCUAGAUGGCGUAAUGGCAGAGCCACUUCCCUACUGCCAUAACUGAGCAGUGGCUAGGCCACAUUUUAGUGGUAUUGUGUGGCUAUGCCCCAUGUCAGUCCCAUCCUCCAAUAAUAUUUUCACUACCCUCCUAGACUCUCAGGCCAUUUGGAUAAACAGAAGUGAACAGUAUAUUGUUUGUUUUGUAUGCAUAUCUUUCCUUUCUGCACAUCACACUAACUGGAAAAUGGGGUUUUUAGAGACAUUUUUCUGUGGGUUGAAAAAAGGACGUCAUAAUAUCCAGCAUCAAAGAAUAGACAGGUAUUGCUCAAUAGGACGUAUUUACUCGUCUAUAGAUUAAUUUUUUUUCUUGUAAACUUAUAAAUAUGCUGGUUUAUGUUAUCAUUCAGCAUCCCAUUUAAGUUUUUUUUUUAGUUGUUUUAUUAUAGAUAGCCUUUUCUGAGGGGCUCUGUUUUGAAUCAUAAGGUAAAAUGACUUUGUAUCAGCCAGUACCAGAGAUCUAGCUGUUAAUUAUCAGCAUUCAUCUUGAAUAAAUGUAAAUUAGAUUUUAGUUUGUCUCUUGUAUCUAUUUUAGCUAUUUAUUUUUACUCUUGAUAUUGUUUGAUUGUGCCUGCUGGUAUUCUGGGGUGUGUGUUAAUCUGUUUUCAUUUUCUUUUAUUUUAGGCCUAUAUUUACUUGAUGUUUUGCUCCCCAAACAAUAUGAAUGAUAGCUCUUAAAAAGAUAUAGAAGUUUGUCCCAACUACUAAUGUAGGGUCAAAUUUUCAGGCAACCCUAACCCGGGUCUCCAUUUUUGUAGGUGUAAUUUUAUAUAUACACCAGAAAUCAUUUAUGUAUCUAAGCAAUCAAAUCUACAAGCACAUUUGUGCUUACCAUUUUGCACCAGUAAAAGUGGACACCGAUGUUUGAAAAUGUGGCCCCAAUUGUGAAAUAAAUGUAUAUGGUUCAACUAUAGAGCCAGAUUCUUUGGUGUUGCACAUCCCCUUUUCAUCAUGCUGCCAAGUAGAUCCUGGCCAGUUUGCCAUAAUGCAGUUGGUAUCCUCUAGGCAUAGAACCAUCAAAGGGCUCCUGUGUCAUCCUGCUUUCCUGCUGGCAGCACAGGGGACUUGUCUGAGAGGCCUUUUUGAUUCCCAGCUGCAGUGUCAGUUUCUCAGGUAACUCUAAGUUGCUAUUGAAGACUGCUCCUGUUCACAACAUUCCCAGUAUUGGAGAGGAAUGCAAAAACAGGUUUUCUACCACAUUCAGACCUGUGCUCUCAAUCUACACUCCACUAUAUACUCCUUGCAAUAAAUGAGUGUCAAACCCAUGAUCUCUUUGUGUUAAAUGUGGUGCAGCAUCAGUUGUACUUUAAUGAGACUUCUGUUUUAGGUCAUCUAUUUGAAGUUUAAAAAUCACCAUUGACAGCCUACUAAAGCAACAGCUACUAUGGGUUACAUGGCCUUCUUUCAACCAAUGGGAUUGUUUAGCAUUACAGUGAUAUAAUACUUUUACAAUUAUGUAUGCUCUCGAGAUGUUAAGUAUAAUAUGCACAUUUAUUUAGAAAGGAAGAAUGCAUAGAAAAGAUUUAUUGCCUUGGAUUCAGAUUUAAAAUGCGCUUUAGGUAGCAUGGUCAUUGAAGCUGAAACAAAGCUGUCCAGCAUCUCAGCUUUCUUCUUGCCCCAUUGAGCGAAUUGUCACAUUCUGAUUCUUAUACAGAAUCCACUAAUCUAGUGGUGGUAGGUUUCCUUGUGGGGUUAAUAACAAUUACAGAACAUGAAGCAAUUAGAUACUUUUUAAAAUGCUGUCUUUCUAAACACUUUCACUUUAUAUGUCUGUCCUUAGUAGUAAGGGACCAAUAUCUCCUAGUUAAAUAAAUCCGUGUAGGAGCUAGCUUAAUUUUCUACUAAUUAGAAAUUCCUUCUCCAUCUGUGUAUGGCAAGAUCCUGCCCCAAUGGACCGGAGGUUGAGAUCCACUAAGCCCUUUGGUGACCUAAUCCUCAUGGAAAAGUCCUAUGGAUUUCAGGCCAUCCUGAAGACUCAGAGCUCCCAUAAUACAAUACAGCAUUUUUCACAGAUGGUGGUGCAGUUUGCUCUUGAAGUUGUGGCCUCCAUAUGAGCACCUAUUCCAGAAACUAUAUCAAGGAUGUAUUUCACUGCACGGAGAGCAACAGAGUAGAGGGUAUUGCAGACAGACAGGGUACUUCUCCAGGGAAAUCCUCUGGUUUCCAUCUUUGAGACCCAUAGCACAGACUUGAUUAUGGGACUAUAUUAAGGGGAUUGGUUGAUAAUUAGAUGUAUUUUGGCAGAAUCAGUGGUCCCCCCUUUUAUAUCCCCAGCCAGUUUCCACUGUAAGUGUCUUCUCUUUUAACAGAAGGGAACAUACGGACCAUAGUUUUAUAUAUUUGUUCCUUGGAUCAGGGGUUUUCACUGUCAGGGUAUGUCUACA